AUGGCAUCGAAAAUAAAACGGGAUCUCCGCAAAACUAAGAAACUAAUUAUUCGUCGAAACAACAUACUUGGCUCAGCGAGAUUGAUAAAGGUUUUCGAUACUAACUACGUGCAUGAAACUGAUUUUCCUCAAUUGAAGUUCCGCAUUGAGAAGCUGGAAUCUCUCUGGGACGAGUUUAAUGAUGUGCAAGCUGAGAUAGAACUAGAUCAUGAGGUUACUGAUGAGAUUGCUGAAGAAAGAGUGUCGUUUGAAGAAGUUUACUUUCAACUCAAAGGAUCUUUGACCAGUAAGCUCGUAAAUGUGACCCCAUCGACCACCUCUAUGUCCUCAUCGCCUGUCGCCCCACCUACACAAACCUUCAAUGUCCGCCUCCCGGAACUUAAAAUACCAGAGUUCAAGGGAGAUUUCGAUGAAUGGAUGAACUUUCAUGAUUUGUUCGUCAGUCUCAUUCACACCAAUCAACAACUUUCAUCCAUUCAAAAAUUUCAAUAUUUGAAAGCGGUACUGAAAGGAGAUGCACUUCGGUUGGUACAAUCGCUAGCUGUAACUGCAACAAACUAUGGUAUUGCUUGGGAUCUUUUGAAAAGAAGGUUCGACGAUCGGAACUUUCUAAUAAAGCGAAAUUUUUCUGCUCUGCUUUCCACUCCAUCGUUGAAGAAGGAAUCCUCAUCUGCACUUUCGGAUCUUGUUGAUACGUUUGAAAAGCACAUCGGCGUGCUUGAUAAGCUAGAAGAGACGAGGGAACACUGGAACUCCUUUUUGGUGGAACUUCUCAGUAGCAAGCUAGAUCAUACGUCAUUGAAAGAGUGGGAGAAUCAGUUGGUCGAAGAUGAAAGACCAAAAUACAAAGAAUUAGUGUCAUUCAUCCAGAAACGGUCCCGAGUGCUACAAACCAUAACACUUUCUCAUACAUCGAUCGCUAAUAGUAAGACAGAUCUUCACAUUCAUCGAGUGAAUGUUUCUUCUCAUUCCGCAAUUACAAGUGCGAAUGUAAAAAAUUGUGUGGUUUGUCGUAAAGAUACUCAUUCAACUUCGUCAUGUGAUGAAUUCCUAAAAUUACAACCGAAACAACGCUUCAAUAUAGCUAAAAGGCAUGGUCUGUGCUUGAACUGUUUGAGGUCUUCGCAUUUGGUGAAAGACUGCCCUUCUAGCUCUUGUCGGACAUGCAACAAGCGCCAUCACACAUUGUUGCAUAUAAACACUUCCAACACAUUGGCUGUUCAGGUUGGUGAACUAUCGGAAGCUCAUGACCAACCAUUAUUUGCUUCACAAUCGGCCACGGUCGUCGAGUCGUCUUCGUCGGUUGGUGCGUGCAUUGUCGAUCAAUCGCACGUGGUCCCUCGGGUAAUGGGAACGUCGUCGGGAGGCCAAGGUUAUUCGUUAAGGAACGUGUCGCCGUCUCCAGUUGUACCGUCAGCGCCAGCUCAAGGAUUGGUGACAAGCUGCGCUGCUAUCACUCCUCCCACAUUCACUACAAACACGAAUACAACGAUUUUCUGCUCACGGCCUAUGUUCGGGUUCGUGACAUUGAUGGAACCUACUCAUAUGCUCGAGCUCUGUUAG
Messenger RNA from Toxorhynchites rutilus septentrionalis, 1563 nucleotides. RefSeq lists its product as uncharacterized. The record is from RefSeq and is a predicted model, not a curated record. Bases 1 to 1563 code for a protein of 520 amino acids. The transcript has a single exon. Lineage: Eukaryota; Metazoa; Arthropoda; Insecta; Diptera; Culicidae.